CUCCCGUUUCACAGUUGAUCCGGUAAACGCAGAGCGGAGGCCUGAGGGUUUCUGGUAAAAUAACAAGCGCACAGCCGCUUUCACGUUUUUAUCCGACACUUUGUCGUAGUAGGCGGUAAGGGGAUGGUGGUGGUAGCGACAGCAGGGCCCACCGGAGCCCACAAAGUGCUUCUGAUAUCGGGGAAGCAGAGCGGCUCUUCCGCCUUCAGCCGCCCCAUCUCUGUGGUCCUGCCGUCGUCCGCCGGCCAGGCGUCGUCCGACUCGGAUUCCAACACGUCGGUGGGUCCGCCGGUACGGAAGAGACAGAGACUCACACACUUGAGUCCGGAGGAGAAGGCGCUCCGCAGGAAACUCAAGAACAGAGUUGCAGCUCAAACAGCCAGAGACAGAAAAAAAGCCAAAAUGGGGGAACUGGAACAACAAGUUAUAGAGUUGGAGAUGGAGAAUCAGAAACUUCAUAUUGAAAACAGUCUUCUUCGGAAAAAGGCGAGUGGCCUUCUGACAGAAAAUGAGGAACUGAGACAGAGACUUGGGUUGGACACCCUUGACUCAAAAGAAAAGGUUCAGGUGACGUUGUCCAACGGGGAUGAUGCAGGUUUGGGAAUCGGGUCUUCUGAGUCCGCAGCACUCAGGCUAUGUGUGCCUCCGCAGCAGGUGCAGGCCCAGCAGUUCCCAAAUCUGAAGACUUCUCAGUGGAUACAAAUAAUCCUGACGCUACAGACAGUGAGUCUGAUUUGCUGCUGGGCCUUUUGGACAUCCUCGACCCAGAGCUGUUUCUCAAGUCUUAUGAAGAGUGCCAGGAACCACAGGUGCUGCUGGUCGGAGGGGGGUACUCACUACCUGCCACCCCACCUGCACCUGUGGGGCCCCCACCAGUUAAGCUGGAGGCCCCUAAUGAACUGAUCCACUUCGACCACAUCUACACAAAGCCCGUGGAGGAAGUGGGUGGCGGGCAGUAUGAUGAUACGGAAAGCGGUGCAGAGAAGAUGGAUGAGGCUGCCUUCCCUGUUGCUGAGGUAGAGGUCGAGGAAGUGUGUGUCAAGG
Messenger RNA from Thalassophryne amazonica, 1044 nucleotides. RefSeq names its product X-box binding protein 1 (gene xbp1). The transcript has 5 exons. Lineage: Eukaryota; Metazoa; Chordata; Actinopteri; Batrachoidiformes; Batrachoididae. The coding region runs from base 124 to 903 and encodes 259 amino acids. Gene Ontology annotation, cellular component: nucleus. Gene Ontology annotation, molecular function: DNA-binding transcription factor activity, RNA polymerase II-specific; RNA polymerase II transcription regulatory region sequence-specific DNA binding. The record is from RefSeq and is a predicted model, not a curated record.